Molecule: messenger RNA, 1584 nt
Organism: Hydatigera taeniaeformis
Lineage: Eukaryota; Metazoa; Platyhelminthes; Cestoda; Cyclophyllidea; Taeniidae
Source: the annotation of a GenBank genome assembly
GAGGAGUCACCAACUCCACUGUCCACUCCACGGGUGAGUCAGCACCAAUUUGUGCGUCAGCCCAUUCUGGAUCUCUCACGGAACAUACCGGGCACUCCACCACCACCUCCACCAGCACCAGCUCUCAGCCAAUCGCAGCCGCAACAACAGAAGACGCCCACUGGCCAACCAGCCAGUGGCAAGCCUGAGCCUCCACUCAGCCUCCUUCCGCCGCAACCGAUGGGUCUGUUAAAUCUUCUCAAACAAGCUAGAUUGAAUCCUACUGCAAAUGGGCUUUUGGGCUUGAAGCAGACUCAGAAGGUGCUUCGGGCACAGAGCACUUUGGGUGCUACUGAAGCGGAGCGUGGCAGUAGUGGAUGGUUUGGCUCCAUGUCAAAUCCUCAAGAGGAUGCUGAGGUAGAGAAGGGCGAAAUGUCUUCGUCUAGCUCUUCCUCGUCUUUGGUGUCCGAGGAGGAAGCGGAUGACAUUAUUACUGCUCCUGACGAUUGUCGAAGUGAAUCGGCAUUCAUUCUACGACCUCCCCCAGGUCCCAAGUUGAAACGGCGGCUAGCUAAGCCAAGACCCGACGAAAUUAUCCUCGUGGAUGAUGACGACACAGACGAUGCGAAUGGAGGUGGUUGUGUUUCCACUCAGGUUUCUGAGGUGCUUCGGCUCCAAGCCGAAUUGGAUCGUCUUGCAGCUCAACUCACAGACAUGGGCUCACGAACUCCCCUCCCAGCUAAGGUUACCAAUGGUAAAAGUGGCAUCGGUGGGGUUCCUACUAUCACUUCUACCCCACCUUCCUCACCCUCUACUGCCUCUACACACUCCGACUCCUCAGUUUCUUCCUCCCAUUCCCACUCUGACGAGAAUUCGUCACCUCCCCAACGCCGUCGUCGUCACAGGGGCUCCAGCUUCCGAGAUGAUGCAGACAAUAGACGCCAGACAGUGUUUGAAAAGAUCCCUUCAGAUGAGGUGGAAGGUGAAGUGGAAGUAGAGGCAGAGGAUCUGGCGAACACCGCAGAUGUUGACGUGGACAACGAGGAAGAUGAGGAGGUCCUGUUAAAGGAUCCCGAUGCGGAGGACGAGGAUGCUGACGACGAUGAUGGCGAGGUUGAGGUAGUCGAAGAAGAGGGUGAACAAGGUGCACUGGACGAGGAGGAGACAGAACAUGUGAGGUCCACUCUUUCCAUCCUUCGACCUUCUAGAAAGGACGAUCUGGAAACUGUAGGAGGGGAAGAAAACACCUCCAAACAGAUCUCUGAAAAUGGUGGUGGGAAACUUUUACGCAGACCCGAGGCACCCCCAGUUCCACACAGGGACACCUCUGCCUCACCCCCACCCCUACCCCCUAGAUGUCAGCCGCCCCUUGACACCAACGCUGCUCUUGAUGGUAGUGCUGGUGGUGAUCCAGUGGCGUGUUUUCCCCUUUUUACGACCUGUAUCAAUGGGCUGCAGCUGCAGCUGGUCAGCUGCUUUCCUCCGGAACUGCUGACCGAGGCAGACCCACGUAAAGACCGCUCGCAGGUGGAUGGGGAAAAAAUUGACGAAAAGAGCAACAGAAGAUACUCAGCUCCUCCCAGCUACCUUGUGCCAAUGUUGUGA